UAUAAUUACUCGCAAGAAAUAUGUUUUUUUCUUUUCAAAAGAACUUCUUCCUGUCGUCUCAAGGAUACUUUCCGCCCUAUACAUGUUUACAAAUUGCAAGCGAGUCAUUUCAUCAGAUUUCAAAUUUCUCUAAGUUUCGUUCCAAUAUCUGUCUCUUUCUCUCUAUUCAGUGACUCGGAGCUCUCCGAAAUCUAGCUUCACUGUAAUUCUCUUCCUUCACUUCUUUUUGCCUAUUUGCAUUGUUUUAGUGUAAUUGAAAGCUUUUAAUUCUGUUUGGUUGCUGAGAAAACGAAUCCAAAAGCAAAAGAUAAAGGUUAGUAGCGUACGUUUCCCGAUGAGUUUGCUCUUGUAUAGACUAUAGACCGAAGGACUUUGCCUCAUUUUUAGGCAUUUACUUAAUCGUUACUACAUACUCAUACUUUACUUUUCCAAGAUCACAUUAAAAUUUUGAACAUUGGCCUUUCCUCAUCGUUUCUCACACUUUAUCGGGUUGUAAACAGAGUCCAGAAGUAUUUAUUUAUUCGAAUUUUAAUUAACCUAGCAUCUUUUUCCGAGAAUUUAAAGUGUUGAUGGAGCAAAACGAGGGUGGAGAGUUCCCGCCAAAAAACAGUUGAAUCAUUUGAAAAAGCAAUACAUACUGUUGAUGUGACGUUGGAUUUCCCGCCUAAAACGCUAGAAUCAGUAGAAAGAACUACAAUAAUUGUUACGGACACAUCAAGUUUCAAUCAAAGAAAGCUGGCUAGGCGGCUAGUUUUCACUGAGUUCGGUUUGUCACCUCUGGUCUCUACAUCGCCGCAGGCAGAUCCACCUUCGCUUCCACGUUCUCCAUUUCCUGCAAUAUCGGGAAAAGUUGAUAAUAUUUUGUUGAAAUUUUCCAUUUAUUUAUUUCAUGAUGGGAAGUUAGACUCUCCAAGAUUGAUGCCACGGUUACGCGCCAGAAUAAUCAGCGGUGCUCCAAUGAUUCGCAGACGAUGUCACUGCAAGCAAUCGAAAUGCAUACAACUCUGUCCAGAAGUUGUUGCUUCGGCCUACGAAAAUGGUGUUUUUCCCCAAUGCAUGUACUGUGAAUGCUUUGCUUCUGGAGCAUUCUGUGAUGGUUGCGGCUGUUCUGCUUGUCAUAAUAAUAUUGAGAAUGAGGCUAUAAGGAAAUCAACUAUUGAAAGUAUUCUGAAGCGUAACCGAAAAGCUUUCAAGCCAAAGAUUGCUAGCAGUUCCCAAACUGAUGGGGAUAAUGCGAAGACUGUUCCAAUCAUGCUCGUAGGAGAACAGAAGGGAUGCCACUGCAAAAAAUCUAAUUGCAUCAAGAAGUACUGCGAGUGCUUCCAAGCAAACAUCAGAUGCUCAGAGAAUUGCAAAUGUGUUAAGUGCAAGAAUCUGGAAGUAAAUGAGCAGAGAACGGCUCAUUCUUGGGGAGAAUAUGAUAACAGUAAAGCCUCUGUUGAGGAGACAAAUGCUGCUACUUUUGCUGCUAUUGGAUCCUCAGGCUAUAGCUUCUCUCAAGAAACCAGAAAGAGAAAGUACCAAGAGAUUCUUGAUUCGGACAAGAAAGAGCAGGAAAUUCAGGACAUUAAACAAGAUCAACAGCAGGAAAAUCCAGUCACAGUUUCUGGUUCCUUCCCUACCUUUUCUGUUACUCCUGCUCACUGUAUUCUUAGUUCUACAGUCUUGGGCUCUUCAAAGUUUGCAUACAGAUCAUUGUUGGCGGACGUCGUUCAACCGCUCGACACGAGAGAGCUCUGUUCAUUUUUGGUGGUGGCAUCCAAGGCUGCUAAAAUUCUUCCCGACAUGCAGGAAGCAAAAGAAAACCAGAUAGCCACAAUUCCUGCAGACCAGAAUGGGAAAAAUCAGGAGAAGGAACCUGAUGAUCAGAAAGUGACGUCUGAUAACAACUUGAGUACUGGCAACCAAACUGAUACCCUUGAUGUAGAGGUCUCUAGAUCUGAUGGUACUAAUGUGCAAGAAGAUUUCUAUGGAGAGAUGGAAAGGCUUGCUUUGACAUGUUUACAUGAUUGUCUUGCCAAGCUCAUCACUUUUGGAGGGGUAAAAGCAGCAGAAUUAGUGAAAUCAGCACUAAAAUCUGAUCUAAACUGAGAUCUGACCGAAAGAUAGGUUUAAAUUUUACUCCAAAAGCUCAAGGUGAACAGAAUGCUUAAACAUCUCCAAAUUCAAGUGAGGUUACUGCCACAGUUGGUAACAAUCCAAGAGAAAAAAAAAAAAAAUGAAAAAAACACCCACUUUCUCACCUAUGACUGGAGACUCAAUUCUCUUCCAUAGUUUUUAUUCAAAUUCCAAGGAACAAAAUGAUGAGAACAGUGCAUGUUAUUUGAAUCUAUCCUAUUCGAUGUUAUUCGCUAGAAAUGCAAAGGAUAAUUAUAUUUGCUCCUAAAA
This is a messenger RNA of Jatropha curcas, 2388 nucleotides long. RefSeq names its product Tesmin/TSO1-like CXC domain-containing protein. The record is from RefSeq and is a predicted model, not a curated record. NCBI's taxonomy places the organism in Eukaryota, Viridiplantae, Streptophyta, Magnoliopsida, Malpighiales, Euphorbiaceae. Gene Ontology annotation, biological process: regulation of DNA-templated transcription. Gene Ontology annotation, cellular component: nucleus.